Molecule: messenger RNA, 1941 nt
Organism: Galdieria sulphuraria
Lineage: Eukaryota; Rhodophyta; Bangiophyceae; Galdieriales; Galdieriaceae
Product: 2-oxoglutarate dehydrogenase E2 component (dihydrolipoamidesuccinyltransferase)
Exons: 3
Coding region: 43-1833 (596 amino acids)
Biological process (GO): tricarboxylic acid cycle
Cellular component (GO): oxoglutarate dehydrogenase complex
Molecular function (GO): dihydrolipoyllysine-residue succinyltransferase activity
Source: RefSeq, a predicted model, not a curated record
AUGAUUUCCAAAUUUGGAGUUUGUGGGGGACGUUAAGAGAAAAUGCAAACUAUCGGUAGGCUUCGUUUCGCUAUUCACAAGGGUUUAGUUUUUGGUAAAGAGUGUAAGAAUGAUGUUGGUCUUAUCUGGAUUGCUUCCAAUAAGGGUUACUGCUGUACAAGUGAUCCACAAGUAAGAGGAGUAAGGCAACUGUCUUCACGUUUGCAACAUUUGGCACGCUUCUCUACUUGUUCAGCUUUACAGCAACCCAUUUUGUUAUUAGAAAGUCCCUCUGUUUCUCCUAAUAGUGAAUUGUUUUUACCUUUCUGGCACAGAUCCUGUUUUAAAAGGUCCUUCUCAACAGAAGCUUCCCAAGAAAGCAAGCAAGAAGUCGUAUCUAUUAAAGUGCCACAAAUGGGCGAGUCUAUCAAAGAAGGUACUCUAAUCUCUUGGCAAAAGUCAGUUGGUGACACUGUGGAAAUGGAUGAAGUGAUCGCUCAAAUUGAAACGGACAAAGUCACUGUGGAAGUAAGAGCUCCAGAAAGUGGAACUAUUGUAGAAGAGCUGGUAAAAGGCGGUGAUACUGUUGCUGUAGGAGCUGAAAUUGCGCGCUUAAAACCAGGAGCUGUAUCAGAAGAAGUUGCAAGUGAACCAACAGAGACACACUCUGCAGCUGGACAAUCAAGUCCUGUUCCUAUCAAAGUCCCAGAAAUGGGAGAAUCGAUAAAAGAAGGAACUCUUGUAUCAUGGAGUAAAGCAGAAGGCGAUUUUGUAGAUAUGGAUGAAGUAAUUGCGCAAGUAGAGACUGACAAAGUAACCGUUGAAAUCAGAGCGCCUCAAAUGGGAGUUUUACAAAAACGAGUUGCAAAAGAAGGUGAUAGCGUCAAAGUUGGAAGUGAUAUUGCCAUACUUCAACCUUCUUCAGCACCUACUCAACAACAAGCUUCGAAGGACACCAGUACUGCAACUUCUCCUCGUCGUAGUGGUGGUGAAGUGAGUAGUAGUAGUAGUAGUAGCAGUCAGAAAGCAGAGUCGAGUGACUUAAAGCAACAACCAGAAAAGCAGUCGAUAUCAACAAGUACUUUAUCACCUCCCAAGCCACCAAAGCAAGUUGCAGAUUACAGUAAACUGAGUUCCGUAGAGUCGCAAGAGGGUGCAAAGAGGGUGGCUAUGACGCGUAUGAGGCGUCGUAUUGCGGAAAGAUUAAAACAAGCUCAAAAUACUGCAGCUAUGUUAACUACUUUUAAUGAAGUAGAUAUGUCAGCGUUGAUGGAGUUGAGGAAUAACUAUAAAGAAGCAUUUGAAAAGAAACAUGGCAUUCGUUUAGGCUUUAUGUCGGCAUUUACAAAAGCAGCGACAUUGGCGUUGAUGGAGCAACCUGAGCUGAAUGCCUAUAUUGACGGUAGUGAUAUUGUAUAUCAUGAUUAUGUGGAUAUUUCUGUGGCUGUUUCGGCUCCUACAGGACUUGUGGUUCCCGUGAUACGAAACUGUCAAAGGUUGAGCUUUGCAGAAAUAGAAAAAGCUAUCCAUACAAUGGGUGAGCAAGCAAGACUGGGCAAACUAACCAUACAAGAUAUGCAAGGCGGUACCUUUACUAUUUCCAAUGGCGGCGUUUUUGGUUCUCUGUUAUCAACUCCGAUCCUCAAUAUGCCACAAAGUGCAAUAUUGGGAAUGCAUACCAUUCAAAAAAGGCCUGUUGUGGUGAAUGACCAGAUCGUUAUCAGGCCUAUGAUGUAUCUUGCCCUUUCCUAUGAUCACCGACUGGUGGAUGGAAGGGAAGCAGUAACGUUUUUACGUAGAAUCAAAAGUUUAGUGGAGGAUCCUCGUAAAAUAUUACUGGACAUUGAUAUUUAACAUUCGAGUAAUGGGUUUGCAAUAUUAAGUUCUCCGAAACUUGGAAACUACAAUAAAGAGCCCUGUAAGUGCAAAUAUGGCUGCAAUAAUAUAGAGAAUGAGUUUGUU